AUGGCCUACCACUCGCUCCCAGCGCUGCCUGCAUCGCCGACAUUAACGAACCCUGAUAUGAUUCUGCCAUACGGAGAAUAUGAUUCUACGCCCUCUCCUCCCCAGCACCCCUAUCGGCCACCUUCGCCCGGCGACGAUUGGGGAGGAUCAAGGUCUGGAGACAUGCAAUUCUCCAUUGGACCCUCACACGCGAUGGGACCUCUCACACCGACUACGCCAAUAAUUUAUGGAAAUGGGACAAUGCUAUCAGAUAUUGGAGAAGUGACGGAGGCUGAGAGUACGCCGGGACGAAAACUGCCUGGUCCAGCAGAGAGAAGGAUGCGCAAGCAGGCACAGAAUGCCCCGAUACGAUCCAGCCCAACAAUUCCGUAUGAUGCUGUUUUGAGACGCGUGAAGAGCGGAAUACACGAGAGAAAAGUUUCGAUGGAAUCGACUAGCACAAUAACAUCUGAGGGACAAUCGGCAGAACUUUUCAAGGAUUUCGAUGAUGGAGUCAGUGUCGAUGACAGUGUUUUCCAAGGAGACGAUGAGGAGAGCGUCGCAGACUCUUACAGCGAGGAAGUCAUUGCGUCAGAGACGCAGCGGCUUGCAAGGAACGAACCCCAUCUUGACAGAGAGGAAGAUCGAAAUUCCAGUGCUGCUUUGAGUAGGAGAGCGGAGCAGAUUUUACUGAACGCGAAGAAGCGCCUGAAUAACAUGGAAGGUAAUCUCACCCGAGCUCGAAGCUCCUUGUACAUUACGCCUUCUGGCUCGAUGUCUUCGAUUCACAGCAGCAGUCCUUUGUCACGCUCGACCCCGUCUCCCCCACACAACGAUCGGCGAAUUGUCUCCGCGCUUGGAGUGUCUCCUGCAAAACACUGGCAACUACACAAACCCUCUGACAGUCCGAAUGGGAGUCCAGGGCACUCGAGGGUAUACAGCGAGAACUCGAUAUCGUCAACAUUAAGAACAGCACCAUUCCCGGUCCGCUCAGCAAGCGCAGCAGCACGAUACAUGAGCAAAGGGGAUGGGGGUCAGCCGUCCCCCCCUAUGCCACAUAGCCCCGACACGGUCCGAGAAGAUUUCCGAACCUCAUCCCGAGGCGGCUAUACAACCGCUCUGAGCAAGUCCUCCCCACCACAUGGUGCACCACUUGAGCCACUGAGUGAAGAUGAGGCUGUUCCAGAGUUCGAAGUGGAUCCGGCAAGCCAAAGGUCCAGCCUGGACGGAUAUUUGAGCCCAAAUGGCGAACAUCGGGUUUUGACUAGGUCCACAUCUUCGAUGCAGAUGCGUGAUCUACGGGAUCAGAUGCAAGAUCUCAAGGGAAGGUUAUCAGUUUUGAGGGACCGUGCCCGGGACGAUACCAUGAAACGCCGAAGCUUGCAAAGCUUAAGAACACCAAGCCCUUUCACCGCGGCUGAACACUGGUACGCAACCUCAAAGAAUUACGGCGAGCAACCAAGUGCAGAUGCUGGGCUUGCACAUCCUCCAUUGAAGGAUGAAACCAGUGAGGAUGUUCAAGCACAGAAGGAGCUGGGCAACGAAGGAGUACCGAAACAGGUGCCCGAGUACGCCAGUUCUGAUGUUACAAGUGUUUAUGAAGAUGUCGUUGAGAGUCACCAUGCCACAGAUGGCUUGGAUGGCAUUCAUGAAGCGACUAUUGAAGAGGAGAGAGAAGGUUAUGAUACCGCUUUAGAAGAAGACGAGGCGGGAGCUGUUGAUGACAUUGACAACGAUUACAACGACGAAAUGGUAAAUCGGGAGGAGGCUGACGAUUAUGAGAGCGAUGCGUCACUCUAUCAUGAUUCAUUAGCUACUCCGAUUUCGCAUGAAGAUCGGGAGGAUGCUUUCGAUUAUGAGCAUUUCUUCCUCCACAGUGCAAUGGGCACCAUCAGUCAGCAAAGACUUGGCCGGAGAGACAGUGUUGGAAGCUUCAGCUCAGAAGAUUCUGUAGAAACCACUCGUGGGCCCAGUGCCCCUCUCACCAAUCAACAGAGCGAGACAGCCGGGCCAGAGAGGGUGGGUCUGGGACAUUUCAGAUCCGAAAGCACUGAUUCCGUUUCAACCAUGGCUACCUUUGCCACAGCGAAUGAAGGUCGUGGAUCGGACAGCGGGAACGAGGAAGAACAAGAUACCUUCGCGGUUCAACAAGGAGAUGUUCCACUUCGGUCGACUACGCCUGUCACUGCGAAGCGUUCAACAUUUGGCACACCCGUCAAAAAUGGCAUCGUGAACGACGUACAGUCACCACCGCAGCAGAGACGUCGAUCUGCUUCUGCAAGUACCGACCAAGAACAGAGAUAUAGCAGCACCGUGCAUCGACCAUCAGUUGCCUCUUUUGAUUCCUUCGAGUCUGUUGGCACCGUUCGUAGCUUCCCAUUGGUCAACAAGCCCAAAUCCCAGCAAAAUCUAAACAACUCUUCGAAUCAAGACCCACGAGAAGCUGGAUCGCUUCUGAGUGACUCUGUCGCUCUGGCUGAGGCCGCUGGGGAUCGUCUGCAACCCUCACCUGUACAUAUGCUCGCGAAGGAGGACCAGAUUCUGGUGGAGCGGCUUGUCGCCAGUCUCGGCAAGUGCGUGUUGGGCUUGCAGGAAGCUGGGCGAGCAAGCUACGAAGGCAGAGUCUGGAGACGACGGCUCGAUGCUGCGAGGAGAGUUCUUGAGGGGCAGGAAGGAGCAGUUUAG
Messenger RNA from Hyaloscypha bicolor E, 2664 nucleotides. RefSeq lists its product as uncharacterized. The transcript has 2 exons. Bases 1 to 2664 code for a protein of 887 amino acids. The record is from RefSeq and is a predicted model, not a curated record. NCBI's taxonomy places the organism in Eukaryota, Fungi, Ascomycota, Leotiomycetes, Helotiales, Hyaloscyphaceae.